This is a messenger RNA of Mirounga angustirostris (Northern elephant seal), 4444 nucleotides long. RefSeq names its product retinol dehydrogenase 5 (gene RDH5). The coding region runs from base 713 to 1669 and encodes 318 amino acids. The record is from RefSeq and is a predicted model, not a curated record. Lineage: Eukaryota; Metazoa; Chordata; Mammalia; Carnivora; Phocidae. The transcript has 5 exons. Gene Ontology annotation, biological process: retinoid metabolic process; steroid metabolic process. Gene Ontology annotation, cellular component: intracellular membrane-bounded organelle. Gene Ontology annotation, molecular function: all-trans-retinol dehydrogenase (NAD+) activity.
UUUGGGCCUGGUGCUGGUGCAUGUUGCAUAAGCAGAGGGCGGAAGUUUCCCACACCUCCCCAGAGAAGGUUAGUUGUGCCUGCCCCAAGCUUCCUAACUCAGGACUUCAGUUUCCUGCAGAGGAGAAAUAUGACACAGAGCAGGCUUGGUCCCGGCUUUGGCUCUCUGCCUCUCCACGUGCUCGGGGCCUCUCCCAGCCUGGUGCUAAGCAGUGUCAUGAGUCCGGACCAGGUUGGAGAUUAAUUCUUGGGCAUGGGGGCGCUUGGGGACUUGGAAGGAGGGGGAGUGGCAGGUCCAAGGUCACCAACAGAGAGGGGCAGCUGCCCAUCCUUGACAUAUCCCUCCUCCUGGUAGUCCAGGACAGAGGUGAUCAGGCACCCUGGCUGGAAAAGACAGCCGAGAAGGGGGCCUGGGCACGCCUGGCCUGUGCCAAGCUUUGGCUUUGACUGGGGGCCUCCAGCUUCCCUGGCUCCUCCUCCCAGCCCCUCCCCCCACACACACACUUAAUACUUCCGGGACCCAGGCUACCCGCUGUGGAGUUUGGCAUUAGCUGUAGCUAGUGUGGGAGCCUGGAAAGACUGGGAGCAAAGUCUCUCAAACGGAGCAAAGUCUCUCAAACGGAGCAAAAGAAGGCGCUUCAGGCACUGUGCUACCUGCUAGCUUUCCCCAGAGGAGCCUCGGCUGCCACCUGCCGGUCUCUUGGGCUCUGGCCAUGUGGCUGCCUCUGCUGCUGGGAGUCUUGCUCUGGGCAGUGCUGUGGUCACUCAGGGACCAGCAGAGCCUGCCCGCCAGCGAUGCUUUCGUCUUCAUCACCGGCUGUGACUCAGGCUUCGGGCGGCUUCUGGCCCUGAGACUGGACCAGAGAGGCUUCCGAGUCCUGGCCGGCUGCCUGACCCCCGCAGGGGCAGAGGACCUAGAGCGGGUGGCCUCCUCCUGCCUCCACACCACCCUGCUGGAUGUCACGGAUCCCCAGAGUGUCCAGCGGGCAGCCAAGUGGGUGGAAACACAUGUUGGGGAAGCAGGGCUUUUUGGUCUGGUGAAUAAUGCUGGUGUGGCCGGGAUCAUUGGGCCCACACCGUGGCUCACACAGAAUGAUUUCCAGCGGGUGCUGAAUGUGAAUACACUCGGUCCCAUCGGCAUCACCCUUGCCCUGCUGCCCCUGCUGCAGCAGGCCCGGGGCCGGGUGGUCAACAUCACCAGUGUCCUGGGUCGCCUGGCGGCCAAUGGUGGGGGCUACUGUGUCUCCAAGUUUGGCCUGGAGGCCUUCUCUGACAGCCUGAGGCGGGAUGUGGCUCAUUUUGGGGUCCGAGUCUCCAUCGUGGAGCCUGGCUUCUUCCGAACCUCUGUGACAAAUCUCAAGUGUUUGGAGGAGACCCUGCAGGAGUGCUGGGCACGGCUACCUCCCGCCACACAGGCCCGCUAUGGGGAGGCCUUCCUCACCAAAUACUUGGAAGUGCAGCGGCGCAUCAUGAACCUGAUCUGUGACACGGACCUGACCAAGGUGAGCAGGUGCCUGGAGCAUGCCCUGACUGCUCGUUACCCCAGAACCCGUUACAGCCCAGGCUGGGACGCCAAGCUGCUCUGGCUGCCAGCCUCCUACCUGCCAGCCAGCCUGGUGGAUGCUGUGCUCACCUGGGUCCUUCCCAAGCCCGCCCAGGCAGUCUGCUGAAUCCAGCCUUCUGGCAAGACAUUGUUUCUGCCCCCACCCUGGUACUGCCUGAUGCCUGGCACAAAAUAAGCACUCAAUAAAUGUGUCUUGUUAAACAAACAACAAAACACUGUAGGUGGGCAGAAAUGAAGUUGUCCAGUGGGAGACUGACCCCAUUUAAGUGCUACCCCCUAGGCUGACUUAAUGCCCAGGGUACCUGGCCUGUUGAGUACCUGCAAAACCACUAGCAACCACUGGGCGCAUCGGUGCUCUUUGAAGCUGUACCUGGAAUGGCCACCAGAGGGCACUGUUGGACGUUUCCUUUCUUUUCUACUAAGAGUAAAGGUGCAGUUCGGUGUUCAGAGUACAAAGGGCCAUAACCUAUUUUUCUUGGGAGGGAGGGAAGGUAGUGAAGAGGGGUCAGGACCAGGCUGGGUGGGUUCCAUGGGGAAAAAAGGUAAUACCCACUUAAAUUGUCCCCUCUCUUUAUUUAUUUUUUUUUUUUAAAGAGUUUGUUUAUUUGGGCUAGAGCGCGAGUUGGGGGAGGAGGCAGAGGAAGAGGGAGAAGCAGGUUCCCCACAGAGCAGGGAGCCUGAUGUGUGGCUCAAUCCCAGGACCCUGAGAUGAUGACCUGAGCCAAAGGCAGGACAUUUAACUGACUGAGCUACCCAGGCGCCCCCUCUUUUUUACAGAUUUAUUUAUUUGAGAGAGACCAUGCGAGCGAGGGGAGGGGCAGAGGGAGAGAAUCUCACUCCCCACUGAGCGGGGAGCCCGACAUGGGGCUUGAUCUCAUGACCCUGUGAUCAUGACCUGAGUCAGCCAAGAGUCGGACACUCAACCGAUCGAGCCACCCAGGAACCCCUAAAUUGUCCUCUUAUCUGAGUCAAGAAGGAUGGUAUUGGCCACAAAGGUGUCAUAGCAACUUACCACCACCCUAAAAGGAGCCAGGUCCCCUUUGUUGGGAGGGAGUUGCUAGGCCCUCAGAGGCGGGCAGAACACCAAGGAAGAGAUGUCCAUGGUAGAUUUGGGCUGGCCUCUCCCGGGUAGGGCCUUUGUGGGGAAUCCCUUGGACUUUUGCAGGACAUGGCUUCAUGAACCUUGCAGCACUGUACCUGGCAGUACAGGAAUAGGAGACAGGGAGCGCAGUGGGCCCCAUCCUCCUCCAGAUCCCCACUUCCACUGCAAGCCCCACCAGCGCCUUCAGCAAAACCCGCCUUUCCCAAACACCCCCCCAAAAUACGCCUUCCUUCCCAAGGUGCACACAGAACAAGAUCCCAGAGGACAGGAACACGGGUGAGGAGAAGGAAAGGCUAAAGUUAUCACUCUUCAAGACAAACAGACUAUUUUUUUCAGUCUGAAAAAAUAAUCCGUUUAAUUGAAAAACCUGGUGUACUACCCCACUCCCUUAGAUGAGGGGGCUGAAGAGACCAGACCCUCUACAUCACUUCAUAGCCACUUCGGAUACUCUUCACGAGGCAGCAGGCAAAGACAAUUCCCAGUACCUAAAAGUAAAGAUAGAGCGGUGGAGAGGAGUCAGAAAGGCAAAGUAUCCCAGGCCCACCCAAGAGACCCCAAACACAACCAGGGCCCCCGUCCCCAGGCCAGGACUUCCGCAGCACCCUCCUCCCACUGCCCCUAUUGCCCAGAUGCCCCAGAAUGAGUCCCAGGGGCGCCGCUCACCUCCACAAAGGCAAUGCCCAGGGCUGCUGCGGCCACCACCAGCACAUUUCUCCUCAGCCAGCCCCCAAUCUUCUCCACACAGCCCUGAAGGGUAGCGGGCACACAAGGCAAGAACAUCAUCAGAAACUUCCCACCCACCUUCCCUGGUCCCUCUGGCUCUCCCCUACUCUCUGUACCUUUCCCCCCAUCCCUAGCACUCCCAGAUCCCCUCCCAUCCCAGGGCCCCAACCCUCUCCACAUCCAUCCCUGGUCCCUCUCUCAACCCUUGAAAUCUUCCCCAGGUUUCCCAAGUCCCCUGCUAUCUCAGCUUCUUCCCUACCUCAGGGUAGAUGUUCUUCACUUGGAAAGAAACCCCACAGUCCUUUGUGACAUUGAUGCAACAGGAGUCAGGGACUUGGCCCUUGGGCACGCUAGGGACGUUCUCCCAGUCCGUGUAGUUAGCUGCCCCACAGCAUUUAAACUGCGGGAGAAGAGAAAUAGCGAGUAGGUUAUUACGUGAACCUCCACCUUCAAUGUGAAGGUAAGAAUCUUCUUCCCCCACUACCCCUGCUCCCAGCAACCUCACUCACAUCUUCCUGCAUCUUGUCCAGGGCCGAAGUCGUGCGGUUGUCUUUCCGAUAAUUCUGCAUCUGCUGCCGGAAGUCCUUAUUAAAUUCUAACAUCACCUGGGAAGAGGAAGGAGCAUUGUUGAGGUCAAACUUCAGGGCACACACAUCCCAGAGCAGCCAGACCUCUGAGGUAGGGCCCUCCCCUGUUCCCCGGCUUACCUUGUCUCUAAACACAUAGCCAGCAAUGGCUGCGGCCACCUCCACCAGCAUGAUGAGUGACAGGAAGAUGGCAAACUGCGGGCACGGUGGACCGGGGUCAGGUUUGGAGUCUUGGUGAGAGUGGCCUGCCGUGGCCCAACCAGCCUCUAGCUCACUCAUAAAGGUUUUCCUCACUUCACCUCGUGAGCCCCCUCCGUGGACACCCUCCCCACAGCCCUGGACCCCCGUGCUGGCCCCACACCCAGCUCACCGUGAUCAUAAGACAGUAGUUCUCCUUGCAGGCCCCACAGCAGCCCACAAAGGCCACCAGGAAGAGGAAGGCACCGACUGCGAUGAUGACCACCGGCAA